AUGUUUUUAGGCAAGAAAGAUAUCCCCCACGACGUCGUGAAAAAUGAAGCAAGCACAACGACCUUAAGGUUGUGGAUGUGGUUCGUUGUUGUUGGACACUUUCUUGUAUCAAACGCUGGGUGUAUUAAUUCUUCUAUUGAACUUAGGUUCUUGAUUCUUGAGACGACCCCUCGCCCACUGAUAAGUACCUUCUUGUCACAAACAAGCACAAGAUCUAUAUAUCAAGCGUGAUGAAGAUAUGAUCUCACUCUUUUCAGGCGUACACAAGAACACUCUUUGUCUUAUG
This is a messenger RNA of Amoebophrya sp. A25, 286 nucleotides long. The record is from the annotation of a GenBank genome assembly. Lineage: Eukaryota; Dinophyceae; Syndiniales; Amoebophryaceae.